Molecule: messenger RNA, 682 nt
Organism: Lotus japonicus
Lineage: Eukaryota; Viridiplantae; Streptophyta; Magnoliopsida; Fabales; Fabaceae
Exons: 3
Coding region: 16-399 (127 amino acids)
Source: RefSeq, a predicted model, not a curated record
ACCAGACAAUAAAAGAUGGAUUCCAUUGACCCAAUUCUUAUAGCCCAAAAAGAAGAACAGAUAUCCUUGACCCCUGAUUUUCAUGUUAACGUGGCGGGUAAGAGAGACAGAGAAUCAAGAGACAAAGGGAAAACAUACAAUUGCGCGAACCUCAAAGAAGGGAAAAGACACUUCAAACGAAUUUUAGGAAGAGGGACUGCAACUGAGCCUUCCAGGCUCGGUUUCGAUAAGAAACAAGUAUGCCUCACAGAACCCGACCCAUGCCAGCAUUGUUGUUGUUUACCGGACUCAAUGUUGUUUUGUGCGCAACCAUUACUCCAGUCUAUGAUUUUGUCUGCUUUCAUCCAUACUGGGAAAGAAGGAGGGAAAGGCGUCGUCAAGAACGUGAAGCCUCUAUAGCUCAUGGUUCAAAAUAACCACUGCAGAUCUUUUUGGGAAGGAUCACAAAGGUCGUCGCGUUUCAAGCAAGUGAAAUGGAACUAUUUACCAGUUAUGAUGAUAACUGGUAGGUGUGAAAAUGUCUUUAAGGUGGAAAAGCGACUCAGAUGCAUAAUAUGUAUGAAUGUUGUUAGUUAUUGCUUUCAUAGUGAACAUAAAUUUCAUGUACCUGAUAGAUUUGUAUCCGGCAACAGUUUUCUUUGGUUACAAGAGGAAAACGUAUCCGGUAACAGUUUGAAGAUUC